CAACUCGAUUCGUCACUGUUUCUGCUCAAAUCUAUAAGAAUCCCCAAUCGUCUCUUCAUUUUCUCUCUGACUUAGCUACACUGCUUCAUUUUCUUCUUGUGAAACAGAACGCAGAGAUCACUCCUUGGUGGAUCGGUCAUGGUGAGAGGGAAGGUGCAGUUACAACGAAUCGAAGACAAAAGCAGCCGACAAGUGUGUUUCUCAAAGAGAAAGAGAGGUUUAUUAAAGAAAGCUAAAGAACUAUCGGUUCUGUGUGAUGUUGAGAUGGCGGUCAUCAUCUUCUCCUCCACUGGCAAGCUCUUCGAGUUUUGCAGUGGCAACAGUUUGAGAAAUAUCCUUGAGCGCUAUGACACACAUAAAACUAAAAGUCAAGAAAUAGCAAUCUGCAAGAACGUUGAUAAAACCAAGCAGAAUCAUCACGCGGAAUACAUGGGUCCCAGCUAUAUGGAUGCUAACCCACUCCAAAUGGUCCAAAGGUACUUUGAAGGGAAGAACAUAGAACAGCUAAAUAUAACUCAACUCAUUCAGCUAGAAAGAGAACUGGACUCCACACUAGUUUACACCAGAGGAAGAAAGACAGAAGCAAUGAUGAAGUCCGUAACAGCCCUCCAUCAGAAGGAACAAGAUCUGACAGAUGAAAAUAAUCUCAUAGAAAGAGAGAUAUCUGCAAUCAUCAACAAUGGCAACCUCGCCAGCCAGCAUGGCCGUGUUGUUGAAGAUCCGGAUUGUGUUCAUCCUUCUCCGCUGGACUUGUUUCACUUUUAGCAAGAUCUCAAAAGGACAGAUGGCGUAUCCCGGAUGCUUACGUGUGGGGAAUAAUAUAUAGGCAUUCAGUAUACCCACCUGGUGCCAGGUGGUGGU
Molecule: messenger RNA, 861 nt
Organism: Populus euphratica (Euphrates poplar)
Lineage: Eukaryota; Viridiplantae; Streptophyta; Magnoliopsida; Malpighiales; Salicaceae
Product: truncated transcription factor CAULIFLOWER A-like
Exons: 7
Coding region: 139-765 (208 amino acids)
Biological process (GO): positive regulation of transcription by RNA polymerase II
Cellular component (GO): nucleus
Molecular function (GO): RNA polymerase II transcription regulatory region sequence-specific DNA binding; DNA-binding transcription factor activity; protein dimerization activity
Source: RefSeq, a predicted model, not a curated record